Messenger RNA from Recurvomyces mirabilis, 654 nucleotides. RefSeq lists its product as uncharacterized. The coding region runs from base 1 to 654 and encodes 217 amino acids. The transcript has 2 exons. The record is from RefSeq and is a predicted model, not a curated record. Lineage: Eukaryota; Fungi; Ascomycota; Dothideomycetes; Mycosphaerellales; Teratosphaeriaceae.
AUGUUCUACUCAACCCUCCUCCUCGCCGUCACGGCCUUCACCGGCCUGGUCAGCGCCCAGAACUACUCCACCUCCGGCGCCCUCAGCAUCGAUGUCAGCCAGGUAGACACUCAGCAACGUCUCGCAUGGUGUGUCUCCCAGACCACCUCGUGCCCACAGAUCUGUAGCGGUAGCACUACUGCCAACACUUGCGACUCGAACACCCUCAACUACACCUGCACGUGCUCCGGCGGCAGCUCCCCCAACAUCUCCGACUAUACGCAGACCGUCCCCUUCUUCGUCUGUGAGCAAUGGAAGGCCAACUGCGCCGAUGCUCACCCCAAUGACCUUCAAGGUCUAGCCGGCUGCCACUCGGUCGUCUGUGGUGCGAAGAACGCCUCGGCUGCUGGUGGCUCUUCCGGCUCUUCCUCCGCAUCUUCCGGCUCCGCCUCCGCCACUGGCAGCUCGACCGGUAGUGCGACUGGUGCUGCUGGUAGCGCCUCAGCUACUGGUAGCGCUGCUGCUUCUGCUGCCUCGAGCGGUGCCGCGUCUGCUACCUCUUCCGCUGCUGCUGCCAGUUCCUCUGCUGCCAGCGCCGCCGUCGGUCUUGCUAUGCAGUACAGCUCUGGCAUCCUCGCUGCGGCUAUGCUCGCCGUCUUCGGCUUGGCUUUGUAA